GUGCUGCAAAUGAAUCUCCUUCCUCCAUCCAAGUCAUGGGGUCAAGGUCACAGCACCAAAAGCGUAUCGCCAAAUUUCCUCCCAGAAGAGCUUAUAACCAUUGUGCUUUCUUUACUUCCUGUCAAAUCAGUCACUCGACUGAGGUGUGUUAGUCCGUCAUGGAACUCUUUCAUCACUGAUCCCACCUUCGUCAAACUACACCUCAGUCGAUCUUCUCCAAACGACCGACUCACCCUUGUUUACACUCCUGAUUGCGCAGAGGUAUCCUUCACUGUAAUUUCUUUGUUACAGAAACCUCCUAUCACUGUCAAAAUUCCAGCAGAUCCUUACCGUCAUCUCAGAAACACUGAUUGUUUCUAUAUCAUUGGUUCCUGCAAUGGACUUAUAUGCUUGUUCGGUCAAUGUUUCACUGCUAUUAGCUGCCAGGAGAUGUGGUUUCGUUGCUGGAAUCCAGCCACAAGGACAUUAUCGAAAAAAUUCCGGUACUCUCCUGAUCAACUGUUCCCUUUUACCUACCCUCCUCAUCUGGUGUUUGGUUAUGACCAAUCGUCAAACACAUAUAAGGUGGUGUAUUUAGUUCCUAAACGAAAAUAUACAAAAGUUUAUAGGUUUGGCGAUAAUGUUUGGAGAGAUAUUCAAAACUCUCCUGUGGAUCAUGAUUAUGCGAUUCAUCUUGUGAUUGUGAGGGGCACAGUUAAUUGGUUGGCGAUUUCUAGGUACUCUGCGUUUCGUUAUAAUUGCAAGGCUAUUACUAUUGAUCAGUUCGUGAUUAUAUCGCUUGAUUUCAGCACUGAGACUCAUACUCAGCUUCGACUUCCUGGUGGUUUCAAGGAAGUGCCAUUUGUUGCACCAAAUCUAAGUGUUUUAAAUGAUAGUCUUUGUUUUUCUCAUGAUUUCCAGCAAACUCAUUUCAUUAUAUGGAAAAUGAUGGAAUUUGGAGUGGAGAACUCUUGGAAUCAGUUUCUGAAAAUUAGUUAUCAAAGUAUUGAAAUCUAUGAUCAUCUUAAUAACUCUAACUUUCAUAUGUUACCGGUGUGUCUUUCGGAAAAGAGUGAUAAUAUAUUAUUGACUAAUAGUCUUGAAACUCAAUCAAUUCUCUAUAAUUUGAGAUAUAAUACUGUAGAGAGAAUUAAGAAGACUGGAUGGUUGAAUGGCUGGAAGUAUGUUGAAAGCUUGGUUACAUUUCCCUAAAAGCUUUGUAUUCAUGGCAGCAUGAUUGAAGGUUGUUGCAGCAUACUUCAACGUUGAUCAUCUUGGAUGCAUGCUAUGUUAUGGUUCUUGUGUGUCUUGCUUUUAGGACAUUGUUGUUAUUAGUCCUUUUUGGUUGUAUUUGAACUUCUCCUUUUAUUUCCUAUUGCACAAUUUGUGUUUCAAAGGGAGUUAUAUUAAUAAACUUUGAUGGUAGAAAAAAACAAACA
Molecule: messenger RNA, 1418 nt
Organism: Lathyrus oleraceus (garden pea)
Lineage: Eukaryota; Viridiplantae; Streptophyta; Magnoliopsida; Fabales; Fabaceae
Product: F-box/kelch-repeat protein At3g23880
Exons: 2
Coding region: 10-1191 (393 amino acids)
Molecular function (GO): protein binding
Source: RefSeq, a predicted model, not a curated record